Molecule: messenger RNA, 627 nt
Organism: Papaver somniferum (opium poppy)
Lineage: Eukaryota; Viridiplantae; Streptophyta; Magnoliopsida; Ranunculales; Papaveraceae
Exons: 1
Coding region: 1-627 (208 amino acids)
Molecular function (GO): nucleic acid binding; RNA-DNA hybrid ribonuclease activity
Source: RefSeq, a predicted model, not a curated record
AUGGCCAUGUUUCUUGGGGAAGGAGAUGACGAAAUUCAUGACCGAGCGCCAGGAGAGGUAGCCGCCGCCAAUUUUAACAAGCCUUGGACCAUGUUUUUCAAUGGGUCGUCAUAUGAUACCGUCGGAGGAGCGGGAGUAGUGUUCAAAGCACCACAAGGAGAAUUGUUCUCAUAUUCAUUCAAGUUGGACUUCCCCUGCAGUAACAAUGUCGUUGAAUAUGAAGCUUUGAUCAUAGGGCUCAGGAUGGUGAAGGAGCUUGGCCUAGGAGGCGUCGAGAUAAAAGGCGACUCGAGGUUGGUAACCAAUCAAGUCAACGGGGACUUCCACGUCAAACAACCACAUUUAUCCCCAUAUCGAGCAGAGGCUCAAAACCUGAUAAGUCGAACAGGGUCGACCCUAGAUCAUACAGGUAGAGGCAAGAACAAACACGCAGAUGUCCUGGAAACACUAGCUAGCAAGAUACAUCUAAAUGAUAAGGAAGAGGGUACAGUAACAGUCCAAAGGAAGGAGUUUCCCAACACCUGGAAAGAAGACAUGGCCUUCGAAGAAGCAUAUGAUUGGAGGAGGACUUACAUCGACGAAUUGACCAAAACAGAGGAGGAUCGUGUAAUACCUACCCAAACUUGA